AUGUCUAUAUCAUCGAACAAUGACCGGAUCAGCCACAAACUCCCUUCCUCGAAAUUUCCUUCGAGCCCUCCAAGUCCACGAGCCAGUCGUACCCUACGACGCCUUAAAUCUGCUUAUACACUCGGUCCGUCAGGUCAUCAACAAUCAGCACUAACGUCGCAUCAUCAUGGUCGACAUAUUCCGCCAACGCCUUCUACGGUAAACCAUCCACAACCUGCUCGCGGGAGGUCAAAUAGUGAUGCAACAAAUAUGCCACCGACAACUCCCACUGCUCCCAUCCGACAUUCAGCAGUUAAAAGACUUGUUCCGGCUGAUACGCUCUCCUUAGAUCGCUUAGUCCGGGACGGGCCACCCGAUGGUGAUAUAUCUGGCGCACUAGAGAGUGUUAGGCUUAAAAUUCUAGAUCAGGGUAUUAAAAGUGAUGUGGAUGGCAUGUCAGCAUGCCGUAUCUACAUCUGGAUGAUUCUUUUCAAUAUCCCCGUCUUAGAAACUGAUUCAUAUCUUGCUCUUGUCCAUCGUGGUGCCUCUCCUGCUUACUCUAAGAUUCGAAAUGAUACCUUCCGGACACUAGCCACGGAUCCCCUCUUUCGCAGACGCGUGAGUGAAGCCAGUCUUAUUCGACUACUUAAUGCCGUUUCCUGGAAAUUACAUGAUGCCCGAGAUGCAAUUUCCACAGGAAACAAGUCAAAUGGUUCAGAUCGAGAUUCGGAUUCUAUCUCGCCACCAACCAGAAAAUCUCGAAUGCGAGCCUUAACUUUUACUACACAGGGCUCUGAUACAGGUAUAUUAGAGCCCGGGACAUAUGUACAGGGAAUGAAUGUUCUGGCAGCUCCAUUUCUUUAUGCUGCGCGUAGCGAGGCCGAAGCCUUUGUUGUAUUCCACCGCUUCAUAACCACCGAAUGUCCAGGUUAUGUACGUGGUGCGAUGGAUGGUGUCCAUAAAGGUCUAGCACUAGUUGAUCAAGUCCUGGCUAUCGUUGAUCCCAAACUUAGUCUAUACUUAACGAGCAAAGGCAUGACUGCUGAGCUCUAUGCGUUUCCAUCAGUGCUUACUCUUUGCGCUUGUACGCCUCCUCUACCCGAAGUGUUACGCCUCUGGGAUUUUCUAUUUGCAUAUGGAGCGCAUCUAAAUAUACUGUGCAUUGUCGCGCAGAUUGUCAUUCUCCGGAACUCAAUUAUCAAUUCUCCUAGCCCCACAAAAACCUUACGCUCUCUAUCACCUCUCCAAGCCGAAACAGUCAAAGAAGUAACGUUAAAUCUCAUCCGAAAGAUUCCACGCGAAAUAUACGCUCAGAUAGUUGAGCACGCGAAAUGA
Messenger RNA from Blumeria graminis f. sp. triticale, 1314 nucleotides. The record is from the annotation of a GenBank genome assembly. Lineage: Eukaryota; Fungi; Ascomycota; Leotiomycetes; Helotiales; Erysiphaceae.